Molecule: messenger RNA, 606 nt
Organism: Eremothecium cymbalariae DBVPG#7215
Lineage: Eukaryota; Fungi; Ascomycota; Saccharomycetes; Saccharomycetales; Saccharomycetaceae
Gene: TIM22
Product: translocation channel protein TIM22
Exons: 1
Coding region: 1-606 (201 amino acids)
Biological process (GO): protein insertion into mitochondrial inner membrane
Cellular component (GO): TIM22 mitochondrial import inner membrane insertion complex
Molecular function (GO): transmembrane protein transporter activity
Source: RefSeq, a predicted model, not a curated record
AUGGUUUAUCGAGGGUUUGGACUGGAACACAUAUCACCACCGGUGAAUAAACCGUUUAAUGAGAUGACUCCCGAUGAACAAGGUGAACGAGGUGCUCAAAUGAUGGUGGAUUUCAUGACGUCUUGCCCUGGUAAAUCCAUCAUAAGUGGAGUUACUGGUUUUGCAUUGGGUGGUAUAUUUGGUAUGUUUAUGGCAUCCAUGGCGUAUGAUACCCCGUUACAUACACCUUCGCCUGCGAAUCUUGGCCCUGGGGCUGGUAUACCUGGUGUACAAACUAUUCAACAAAUGGCUGAUUUGCCUUUAAAGCAGCAAAUUAAAAUUCAGUUCACAGAUAUGGGUAAGAGAGCAUAUUCUAGUGCUAAGAAUUUCGGGUAUAUAGGCAUGAUUUAUUCUGGCGUGGAGUGUGCAGUUGAGUCUUUAAGGGCUAAAAAUGACAUUUAUAAUGGUGUGGCAGCUGGGUGCCUAACUGGUGGUGGAUUAGCUUAUAAAAGUGGUCCAUCUGCUGCACUAAUCGGUUGUGCAGGAUUUGCUGCAUUUUCUACUGCUAUUGACUUGUAUAUGAGACAUGAGAAUGGAGUACCACCUAAAGAUGACUUUAAUGAGUGA